This is a messenger RNA of Plectropomus leopardus (leopard coralgrouper), 2029 nucleotides long. RefSeq lists its product as uncharacterized. Lineage: Eukaryota; Metazoa; Chordata; Actinopteri; Perciformes; Serranidae. The record is from RefSeq and is a predicted model, not a curated record.
GUAAAGAGGACGCAGACACAGUGAAGCAGAGCUUGAGAUCAGUACAGCAGGAUUCUAGCAGAUCAACAGGAGAAAGCAGCAACACCACAGUCAAAAACACUCUGAUGUAAGUGAAGGUUAUUCUACAUCUUGUUAAAGUUUCCGAUGAAAAAGAGAUAACGAGGCGACGAUGUUCAGACUGCGGAGAGAAGCUGCUGAUGAGGGUUGUUCCGGAGCGCAUGAAGUGAGACGUGUCAGUGUUUGUGGGACUCUCAGACGGAGACCUCGGAGCAGAAUGGCUGCAGUCACAGAGCUCUGCUUCCUGCUGUUUGCUCUCAUCAACAACAUUCACGCACAACAACUCAUCAGCAUCAAGCGGGAACGGGACUCUUACAGCUUCAGUCUCCCCGAGGAGGCCGACUCCUGCCUGAUCUCCAGGUGUGUUGGUGAGGAGAAGCUGGUCCUGCUGAACACCUCUGACCUCUGGUCCCGCAACUCCACGGCACCUGAAGACCUGAAACAACGACUCUCGGUCAUCAGCACGCACAACAUCUCUUUCUACAACAUCCACAACCUGACCCACUCAGACUCCGGCCCGUACCGAGAGGAGUGUUGGACCGACGGCAGAGUCACACACGACAAGACCACCACCGUCAUCGUCUGCAGUCACGUGGGUGGAGGAGCACUAUAUUCAGUGACACCUGGAGACACAGGGUAUCUGCCAUGUGAGGGAGCGACUGACCAUCAGGACGUCCUGUGGCUCAAACGUAACUUUAGAUACGAACAGGAAAUAUGGAGCAGAGUUUUUGGGGACAAUGAGACAUCAGUGAUGGACGAGGAUGGAGGAAGAUACCAAGUGGUGAAAAACACAUCAGCUCUUCGUGUUUUUAACUUCACAACAAACGCCAAGACAGAGUUCAGCUGUCUGAGGAUGGACCAGCAGCAGUGUGUCAGCAGUUACUCUGUAGACUUAUGGCUGUACACAGAGAUGAUCUACGGCUCAGAGGGACAGACGGCUGUGCUGCCGUGCACUCUCACUGAUUUCAGUGACGAUCAGCCGCCACAGUGGGACAUCGACAACACCUACGACGGACAACCAAACCAGACUGUGUCCUCAGUGGACCAGAACUUCUCUCUGGUGUUUUCAUCACUGACGUUAAAUCACACAGGUGUGUACAUCUGUCAAACUGCUGUCAGUGUGAAAAGGUAUCUGCUGUUUGUGUGUCCUAAAUUUGGUCCUCCUGCUGUCGAGCUCUUCUCAGAGGGAGAAAACGUCACUCUCACAUGCAAAGAUCAGGAAAAGGGUCAGUGGUCUGUUUGGUUCUACAAGUCGAACCGAACAGAAGGCAGAGUUUUCGAUACACAGUUUGGUCAGAGUCUGAGCAGAGUGAGUCAGUCUUAUGACGACGGGAGUUUGUUUGUCUCUGACGUCUCUCUGAAGGACACAGGAGAGUAUUGGUGUGCAGUUGUGGGCAGAGAUGGUCAGUGUGUGUCAUCAAGUAAAACAGUGUUAAAGUACAGAGGUCCGUUUGGGGUUCACUCCACCUUCUAAACCGUGAGAUGAUUGGCGUUGUGCUGCUGACGCUGUGUGUUGUGGUCGCUGUGAACCGGAGGACCAGGACCACUUAUCACUGAAUUUACCCAAAACACAAUUUUCAGAUUUGGAAACCGGCAAAUCAGAAACUCAACUCCUGAAAGAGAACGAGUGCAUGAAAAUCAAUUUCUGAGAGUAAUAAAAAAACAACAGCAAAGACAUGUUGAGACAGAAGUCACAGUGUUCCACACGAGCGACUGUGUUCAGCAUGUGUCAAGUUUUCACGCUACAGAAAAGAGCUGCGAGAAUCCGAAAUCAGAUGAUCAUAAAACAACUCAUGCUCUGGUUUUUUUUUCAACUUAAAUGCCUUAAAAUGCACUGCUGUGACAUCUGAUAAAAAAGGCCCCUGGACUUUGUGUUUGGCAUGAACUCAUCAUAGAGUACAUGCACAUGGACUUUCUAACAUGUAUAAUACAUUAUACAUUACAUAUAUACUUUACACAUUAUGCAUUACAU